UUUUUUUUUUUUCUUUUCUCUUUGCUAUUCCUUCUUUUUAUGGCUUUCCAUCUAAAUCUUAUUAUUACUCAACUCUUCGACACUAACGCUGGCCCAUUCCCUUGUGUCGUACUAUCACUUCCAUAAUUCUUUGAUUGAUUUACAUUCAUACAGUUGUUAUAUCCUUUUCUUCAUUUUUCACACACACACAUACACACAUUCUUUCCAUCUUUUUUUUUUUUUCCUUUUUUUUAUUAUUAUUGUUAUUCUUUCUUCUUAUUCCAUCUGUUUAUAUUCUUCUUCUCCUCCUUCUUUCAAUACAGCCUCACUCUUUUGUCUAUAUUUAUAUCCAUACAUUGACUUGAUUUUUUAAUAUUAGACAUGGUCAACAUUGCCGAUAAACGUUUCUCACCUACAGUGACUAGAUAUGAAUCACCUUUAGGAAGGAUGCUGACAGUGAUAGAAUGUCCACAUACACAAUUACGAUAUCUUAUUCUGGAUUGUCCAACGGAGAGCACACUUGGAUUUUAUUUGGAUGAAUUCAAACAUUUAUGUGUACAUACGGUAGUACGAUGCUGUCAACCUACCUAUCAAGCUCAACGAUUAUUGGAUCAAGGGAUUCAAGUAUUGGAUUUACCUUUUAAAGAUGGUGGACUUCCUCCGGCACAGGUGAUUCAAGAAUGGUUACAACUUGUGGAAAAGAUCAGAGGAAUACAAGUGGAUGAUGAUAAACAACAACAAUCUCCCAUGAUUGCUGUCCAUUGUGUCGCAGGUUUAGGUCGUGCUCCAGUCUUAGUGGCCAUUGCUUUGAUUGAAAUGGGAAUGAAACCUUUGGAUGCUAUUGAAUAUAUAAGAUCGAAAAGGCGCGGCGCUUUUAAUAAACCUCAAAUCAUGUUUUUGGAUUCGUAUAAACGUAUAUUGAAACCAAAAUCCUCAAGCAGUAAUUAUUCUCUUCGAUCUUCUCUUGGCCGUAUGUUUAAAUUGGGUGGUAGUACAAAUGGCAAAGCUAAUUCUACCUCAUCAUCGACAACAGAUCAACAUUGAAUCCAUGGCAGUUAUUAUUAUUUUAUUCUUUUUAUUAUUUUACUAAUUUACUUGAUUAUUAUUUCCUUUGGAUUCUUCCUUUUUUUUGUUAUUUAUCUUCUUUUACGGGUUUUUUUUGAUACUUUGGGCGAACAAUAAACAAUAUUUAUACAAAAUA
This is a messenger RNA of Halteromyces radiatus, 1180 nucleotides long. RefSeq names its product protein-tyrosine phosphatase-like protein. The transcript is spliced from 2 exons. Lineage: Eukaryota; Fungi; Mucoromycota; Mucoromycetes; Mucorales; Cunninghamellaceae. Gene Ontology annotation, molecular function: protein tyrosine phosphatase activity. Gene Ontology annotation, cellular component: nucleus. The record is from RefSeq and is a predicted model, not a curated record. The coding region runs from base 361 to 1023 and encodes 220 amino acids. Gene Ontology annotation, biological process: protein dephosphorylation.